UAAUGAGAUGUCUUUAUUCUAUAUUCAUCGUAAACUUUUACAUCGCUGUUACUCCAUAUUUUGAUAAAUCUAUAAUAUUAUCAUCAAAAUACAUUCCACUUUUCGAAAACUAAUUGGAUUGAAUUUAACUUCAAAUCGCACAAUUAUAUUUAUCUAAAUCGUUCUCCAUUUUCAAUUGCUUAAGCUAAAGCCGUAAAGUAAAUUCAACACGGACGGCGAAUUGACGAAAAACUGAGAUCAAAUGCGAUCUACAGUAGAAGCUCAAGUUAAAGUGUUUGAAUCACUGAAUCCAAUAGACUCGGUUAGAAUUACGGUCGAAAAGGAGCGUCUGGUACGAAUAAAAGGACGAUCCCAUUUCGUCGAGGAAACUAGGAAGCACCGCAUUGCGGCAAUAUCGCGCGACCAAGCAAAACCAUCGCUUGAAAACCCGCCUCGAAAACAAGGCACGCCACUGUGAGAAUGAAAUAGAGUUUCGAUCAAAAAGGGACAAGAGAAUCUUGCCUUCACGUAGAUUUAAAAUGGAACAAAGAGUACAGAAUGCUGGAUAAACAAUGUGAAUCGAGUCAGUGAACGAGAGAAAAAGUUGGGAUCGGUGUCGAUCUAGGGUCAGGUUAGAUGGUACGUUCGUUGCUAGCUGGAGAGAGCGCGUGUAUCCUUUUUGAUCGUGCGAUCAGUGCUCCAAAGAGGAUCUGGCAACAACGGCUGGAGGUGGAGUGAUCUUGCAGGAGCAUUGGCCACACGAGAACGAGAAGAAAGGAGUGAAUCGUCGUUGGUUGAAAAGAGGCACAGGCUCACCUUUGCGCGAGAGGAGAAGGGCCGAAGAAGGCGGCGGGAUCGAGCCAGGCCUGGUCCAGCGCUCGUAAAACUCGUCUCGCUCCGUAGAAAUACCUCGCGUUAUACGUCGAAACUUCCGGUCGAAACGGAACAUACACGUUUUUCCUAGACUCUCCUUUUCCUUCUUUUUCUUCGAUGCGCGAUACUCGCGGGAUCGCGUCCGCGUCGUAGAACAACGGACUUCGUCGUAGAAAAGGGGAAAACCGUGGAAAGACAAACGGAGGAAAAGUUUUCGACGAAACAAUGUUUCGCCCCGUGGGAAUGUGAGAUGCCGAUCGGCUGAAAAUGCAGUGUUUCGCGUGCGAGCACAAUACUCGUCCACGUGUACCAGGGAAACAACGCUUCAGCUCGUCGCGGUUCGCUUAGACUCUUUUCGAACGUUCGUUCGCCUCGAUCGACGAAAAAAAGGUGAUACCAACUCGAACGCGCGAUUCUACGUUCCUCAGAGUUGACUUUCGAUUCGACACAUCAUGGCGACCAGAGCCGUCACUGUGGGGGCGGUAUCAGCAGCGGGGAUAUCUGGUGAGGCAGGUUUAGCUGGUGUACCUAGACUUCUGGAGGACUUGGCUCGACUUUCCGAAGACAAAGAUACAGCUGACAUUGUCUUUCUGCUAGGAAGGGACGAGACACCGGUUUACGCUCACAGAAUAAUCCUUCAAGCUAGGUGCAAGAACUUUACUGCCGCGAAGAGGAUCGGGACACCGGGAAAUCCAACCCCAAUGCGUAUGCCGCACGCUCAUCCAGAGACUUUUCGACAAUUUAUCCAUUACGUGUACACAGGGAAGAUCAUGCUACAGGAUAACGGUAUAUUCGAAAUGCUGGGUCUCGCGCAAGAACUGGGGGUCGAAGAACUAUGGAGAAGUUGCGAGGAACAUGUCUCCGCCACUCUAAGUCCAGGAAACGCAUGUGCCCUUCUGACUGCAGCGUUAGAUGCCCAAGAACGAGUUCCUAGUGGCAAAGGAGCUUGUUCUUCCUUCAUUGAAAGAUGUUUCGCUUUUAUUGGAGAAAAUGCUGUAGAUACAGUUAAAACGACAGCAUUUUGUAAUCUUCCAAAGGAUGCCUUGGUGAAGCUUAUAUCUUCGGAUUACUUAGGAUUGGAGGAAGAAGAUGUUUGGAGAGCAGUACUAAACUGGGCAAAAUAUCAGGCAGGGGUGACGCAGCCUACUCAACACUGGACAGAGGAGGAGCGCGUGAGGGUUUGCCAACAUUUAUCCGGAGUGAUAAAUCAUGUUCGCCUUCUACUAAUCGACAGCCAGGUCUUUGCGGAGGAAGUAGAACCAACCGGAGCAGUGCCUAUAGAACUUUCCUUGGAGAGGUACGAAUUUUUCAAUCCAGAUCGAUCAAGUGGCUCAAAACCCAUAAGGUAUAGGUAUGCAGCGCUACCAAACAAAUAUGCAGAAAUUUGUGCAGAUAAGCGGUUACAGCCAAGAGUUAGCCCAUUUCUGUUUCCGGGAUCACAAAUUUUAUCGCGAGAUAAGAUGGGUUUUCAACGUCUUCUCAAUCAGUGGUAUGGAUCUCCAAAACAAAGCUGGCGUCUAGUAUAUCGUGCUUCUAAUCAUGAUUAUUCUGCAUCAUCGUUUCAUCGACAUUGUGAUGGAGUUUGUCCGACAUAUGUAAUUGCAUUGGGAACUCGAGGAGAAAUUUGUGGAGGCUUCAGUGAUGCGCCAUGGGGUAAAACAAAUGCCAAGGGUCACUAUAUUUUUUCAGAAAAAGCUUUCUUAUUCACUUUAACAAAUAAUCAAGAUGUACCUCCAACGAAAUAUGAUAUUGUUAAAAAGCCUUUUGCGCUUUGUUAUCAUCCAGAUAUCGGACCAAUUUUUGGAGCAGGCGCUGAUUUACUAAUUUCUAGUAAUUGUAACGUAAAUAAGGAGAGCUACAGUAAUCUUCCUCACAGCUACGAUGGCGAACAUGCCUCUAAUACUGUACUUAUGGGAGACUAUCAUUUUUUUGUAGUAGAUUAUGAAGUUUUUACUCCCAGUCAUUCAGUUUCCAAGUCUACUCAUUAACAGUAUAUAAAUAUUUUCAUAAGCUUGUACAUACAUUAUUGCAUUUUUUAAAAAUAAUAAGCUUCACAUUAUAUCACGAAUAUAAUAUAAAAAUAGAAAUUAUUAAAAAAAAAACGAAAAUAUAAAAGUAUAAGUGUUUAGAUUUUAUAUAUAUAUAUAAAAAAAAGAGUAAUUUUGAGCAAUAUGUACAGGGUAUAAGUUUAUAGAAAAUGUAAUUUUUUAUGCUAUUCAAAAUAAAUAAUAUUGCUUUUUCUGAUGUUAAUAAGUAGUCAAUGAGAAGUCGACCAAUAUUGGCUUGCAAUUAAAGGCUUUGGCUCUCGAUAGAAUUAAAGUAUGCCAAACGAUAGUUCGUGAUCUGCAUAAUGAGUAUUUGAUAUGCUACGAUGCAUAGACCGAUUCUCAAGGAACUUGUUAAACCACACGUUAAAUUGCCAUGUGAACAAAUGACUUCGAAAUCUAAUCUGUAUUACAGUAGCGCGUUCGAAAGUAAACGUGAAAUGUGAAAAUCCACGGAAAAAUGCGAACUACUGAGUAUGCAUUAGACUAUCAAAGGCACCGAUGACACGGAUGUAUGCUCGAUAAGUAAAAUCGUACUGAUUCUACUUAGCCUUGGUUAAAAUUUAAAUUUCGUUUUACCACAAAGCUAUGUGACAAUUCAAAUCACGUAUCUCAAUUAACAACGCAAAAUAAGAAAUUUUAUUCACGACAUUAUUUGAUACUUUCUCUUUAAAUAAUUAAUUAGAAUAGUCACUUAUUUCUCUUCAUUUUUUGUAAUGAUACGAUGAAAAACUUGAUCACUAUUUUAAUAUUUUGGAAUUUCAUUUUUGGAAUAUUUGACAAAAAAUAUAAUUGUUUUAUGAAACUAUAUUUUAUUCACAUUUUUUGUAAUAAGAUGAACUAUGAACACAUAUUAUUUAAAAUGAAAAAAUUCGAAUUAUUCAGACAUGACGCGACGAUUUCAAAAUUCGAACCGGAUACUGUCAAUUUACAUUUUAAUUUAAGUAUAUUUAUCGAUAACGAUGAAUAUAUUUUUAGAAAACCGAAUAAUUUACAUUAUAAUAAAAAAUAUUAUUUUACAUAAUCAUUUUAAUUAAGAAAAUUAUUCUAAUUGCAAAUUGAUACAUUUUUUUGUGUACAUGUGAUUAACGUUGUAUAGUGUCCAUUUCGAAUGUUUCAUUUUUCAUUUCCGUUCCAUGUUCCGUCUUUUCCGGUGUGUUUAGACAAGUGGUGUGGCGCGAAACGUCAGUGCAACUUAGUGUGAUUAUUUGCCGGUUUAUUUGUGAAUAUACGUCGAUUUACAGGAAUCAUCUAUAAUUUAUAUAAUCCACUGGAAUCCACAUAAUCAUAUGAUAUACAGAUGUCAUCAAAGAUGUAAUCUAAUAAUGGGACUGUGCGUAACGGAGGACAUUCCAUACGUGAUAAAUUAAAUCGAUAGCCCCCUUUCCCCCUCCAUCAAGAGAUUUCAACACGUCAUUUGCUACAACAGAUUAUUACCAACGAUCGCCAACUCGUUAGGCACCGCGAGAUAGUACAACGAUGGCAGAGUACACGAAGGGGAUGCUGGGAUUGCUGCGAGGGCUAUUAGCGGUUCAUCGACAAGUAGUAAUCUGUGUUAAUUUAUCUUGCCCUCGGUAUUGCGUGUAUAAUCUUUAAACAUAUUAACUUUUUCUUUUAAUCAAAUCUGUUUCGAUUAUUCCAAAGGAGGAAUAACAAUAUUGUCUAUUUUAUUUUGGAUGAAUAAUUAUUUACUAAUUAAUCUGAACCUGUUUAAUUUCAAUUGAAAAUCGUGCCACUCUAAUGCAAAGUACUGGCAUACCAUCGCAAAUUAAAAAGAAAAAUUCAAAGAACCAAGGCACAAUGUUAAUUAAUUCCUCCAAAAUGAAAGCAAAGUUACGACAGAUUUCACCCGGCUCCCAUUUAUCAACCGCUUCAUUAACAUCCCCACGACGAAUUCAAAAGAGCCGGGCCUGAAACCGAUGAUCGACUCGUACACCUUUCGAUACGUUACACACAAUUUCCCUGCCCAAUAAUUAUACACUAUAAUUAGAAAUCAAAGCUAUUCACGGGGCGUUAAUGAUACUUCCGCGUCGCCGUGUUAAAUUUGUUCCAGCCUCUGCCCUCCCAAGCAAUAUUUUCACGCGAUCCGUGCCCUCUCGCCCUCGGGUCUAAACGAGCCCUUCCUCCCCUGCCCUUCUUCCCCGGCCGAGUCGAGGCAUUUCUUUUUCUCUCUUUUUUUUUCUCGGCUCGAGACACCUCGAUGCCGCGUUCUAAAUGCCGGUGAUGAGAUCAUUCAUCAUCGUACGAAAACGCGAGUCUCCCUCCUGCCGUGGCCGGCAUCACGCUUCCGCGCUUCGCUCGCCUCGUUCCCACGCGCGAAGAUCGGGACACGCGGGUCCAUCCGGAUCUCGUACGAUACUCUAACGUGUCCUGCUUUUACUCGGGGAUUUUCGUGAGGUCGACGAGCUUGUUACAUGAAAAGCUUCUUACGAGAAACGGUAAGAAGCAAGGUAUUUUCUCGUGUCGGAAGUUGUCGAUUCUUCGUUGAUUAUAUUUUGUAGGUUUGAGAAGGAAGAUGAGGCUUCAGUUUCUCGAGCAUUGAUUUCGAAACUAUACGAUAUGUAUCUUUGUGAUAUUACCUGUGAGAAGAUGGAGGUUUACGAGUUAUCAAGAAUAUCGAGCAUAAAUAUUAAAAAUUACAGAGACUUAAGAAAAUUAUUUCACUUUCGAAUAUGAGAUCGUUAAAUUAGAUUCAAGGUUUCGGUAUCAUCUAACGGAAUUUUAAAAUUAAAUGUACGCAUCGUGAAACGUUUGGAGGAGCAUGAGAAUUUAAGCGACGAAGGAUCGCACCACGAUUGGGUCCAUUGGAAAGAAUCGCCGUUAUUACAGGGAACUUUCAUUUGACUUUCAUUACACGAAAGUUCAUCGCAUGCCGGGCGAAGCGCGCACGCGUUACGUAAACGCACACACGUUUGACCCGGACCAUUUUCGACCGAUUAAGCCCGAGAAAGCACGACCGAGCUGGUUGCCGAUUGUCUGGCUCGCCGCUGACUCUAAUUAGUCACACCCGCGCGCAGGUGAAUCACGUUCGCCGAACGGGUUGCCUGCCUCGAGGCUCCUCGCGUUUAUUCGAGGAGAAAGCGCGCGAUGCGUUCGCCGCGAUUUCGCGGACAAAACGAAUUCUAAUGGCGUGAACGCGACCCGCGUUUCAUCCACACGUGCGAAACGAACGGUGUUUAUAUUCGUGUAACGUGCACGGCUCUUGAUGUUUACAGCCGCGGGGAGAUCAGCCGUUUUAAUUUGAUUCGACGUGGAUAGUGGUCAAAAUCGUCGUUUCGAAGGUAAAUAACGGGAGGAGAAUAAAACAAUUUGACAGGAUUAUAUGCAGUGUUUCUCAACCAUUUUUUAACGUGGCCUUCUUUCGCGAUAGUCAAACAGUCUCUUUCGAUAUUUAUAGGAAUUUGUUUCGAUCGACGUGGGUAAAUAUGUAAUAAGUGUGUAAAUUACAUAGAUUACACCGUUAUAUAAAGUACGUAAUCGAAAAGAACGCGAAAGAAUCGAGGGAGCGCCUUGGCGAAGGGUAUGUAGACCCCUGUUCCGGGGAUCGCCGCCACGGAUUCGAAUCUCCGUAAAGAUUUCUUUUGACUUUUAUGCGUAAAGUCGUCUUUAAAAUUGAAAAAUGAAGGAAAAAAGUAUGAAUGAAUAUGAAUGUUUGUAAAAGAUCAAUAAUGUUUCGAUUAAAAUUCCAAGACUCGAGGGGAAAUUGUCUAUUAACUAAUUCAGGAAAUUCCAUUGUCGAAAAAAUCGAAAUACCUUGUUCCUUGUCGAGUCGUCAGAACUUCCACUGCCUACGCGAAGUUUCUUGGCGGAACCUCCGGGACAGUGCAACCUCAAAUUUGUUUGAACGAAUCCAAGCAACAGCUGGAACGAACGCUACAAGUAGCGGACUCCGUGUGUCUCGCCCACGUGCGCCUGUUGAGGACGUUGAGGCUCGCGCCGCUGAAUUUGCAUAAUGCGGAAUCGAAUUAAUGGAUUUAGAGCUGACGUCGAUAAAUAUAUCGGCACGAAUUUGCGCUGCUCUGACCCGCUUUGAUUAGGAUGAAUGUAGUCAUUGUUCUGCGUCGUCGGUAUAUUCGGUUAUAAAAUAAUAAAAAAUUUAAAAAGAAAGGAUGAGAAAAAUAAAAUGGAUUACGCGCUAUCGUCGAAGAAACGGAUAGAACGGAAGAAAAGUACACAAGCAAUAUCGAUCGCUAUUAAAGACGACAAAUCACUACGUCUUGAACAAUUUUAACCGAUCGAUUAGAAAUCUGCUUUGGCAUCGACGUACCAAAAUUCGGCGUUAUUAAAUUUCACCGUCAUCUUUUAUCGAAACGCAUCGAAGCGGAACGUCAAUUACGCUCGAGAGAUGAGCCGAGAUGGCGCGUGGAGCAAAAAAGCACCUAGAUGGCACUACCGAGAUUCUUGCCUCUUAUUCGAACAUUAGAUUCCAACAUAAGACCGGUGAGCGUAGUAAUAAACGAAGAAAGGUGUUAGAUACACCCAUCUAGCCCCGUGAUCCACCGUUAUUCCCGCAGUCACGAUGACCCUAACGCGGGUUUCCCAUCGUUAAACCAAUAAGUAGCAAAAAAUAUGGCAAACACAAACGCCGAUAGCCAAAUCCGGCGCUGUUAAAGUACGUCCACUAAUGCGUACCGGACUAUAAACUUUCAAAUACAAGUGGUAAAUCAGCGAGGACGGUAAAUAGCGGAGAGAACAGGAGGUGGAAAAAAUGAGGAAAGGUCGUGAUAGGGAAAUAUCUCGGCGCGCUUCCAUCCGCUUGUCCCGAAGCGCAAAGGCCCCCAUUACUUGUGUCCACAAUGUCGAGAUAUUAACCUGCUUCGGCUGAAUGGCCACACGGUUCAGCUCCGGUUCGAACAACAACCUGUGGCAGCGAAAGGGGUAGAGGGGCAGAGGGGGGAGGAGGGGACAGAUACGAGAAACGACCACACUUUGCUUCACCUUGCGCACGUCGUGCGGAGUCCACGAAGCUGUGCCACUUGUCCUGGAAUUCUCAGGGACGAGCAGCGCCCGUACGAGUCACUCGUCUUCCGCCUUCGACGGUUCCGCUGAAAUUCUACGGACGUAGCUCCGUUCGAGGGAACAGCUCGAGGUUUUGAACGAGUUUGAUGGUUUCGAGGAUUCGUGUAAGUAUUCGGUUUGUCGAUCAUGUGGUUUUAUUUGAGAGAGGUUAACAACGUUAAAACUAUCUAUGUUUAAACGAACGAGACACGUUUAAGUAAAAAGUAAAAAUUGUAAUACGUUGUUCGAACGAAAGAAAAUGAUAAUAUCUCAGUAUUUUUUAAAAAUGGUUUGACUUAUUUGAUAUUGAUUUAUUUAAGUUACAAUUUUAUUAAUCAUUGAUGGAUCAAGAGUGGAAAAUUUUAGAUAAAAAUACAAGGAUUUAUUUUGAAUAAUCUGUUAUAGAAAUCUAUCGAAAUCAUUAUACAUAGAAUUCACGAUCAAAAUUCACGAUUAAAAAUAUUGAUUUCUAAUCACGUAGAAAUAUCUCUUCCCUGUAUAAUGUUACGUCAUUUGUUAUAUUUGUACUAGUUUCCCACUGAUCCCGUCAAAAAAUGAAAUGACACGUAGAUCAUUCCCACAUCGAUCCUAAAAUACCGAAUAGACGCGAGGGGGAUGGCCGAUACCUGGCCAUAUCCCUUAACAUUCAAAGAACAAGCACACUAUCCAAUAAUUCAAGAACCAACAUCGCCGUGGUACCUGCUCGAGGUACCUAACGAACCAUUCCUCGAAAUAAACUCUGCUCAAAAUCUACACUGACCACUCGGGGAGAGGGAAUCCUCCCUCCCUCCUCUCCCCCCUCUCCCACUUCACGAUUCUCAUAAACAAAUGUGGUUGUCGUGGGUCGAGUCGAGUCGCCUUCCGUAUUCGAGGGACGAUUCUCUCGAAUUCUGCAAACGUACUCCAGAUGGUGGAAUAAAUAAGAUCGGGCCGCGGGAGUCGCGGCAAUUCGAGCAAUUCCAGCCACGUGCACGUUGGGAUCGGAGUGCAAGGAGAGGCGACGCACGAGUACCCCGAGAUAUUUCCAACUCGGAGGGGUACACACGAUUACGGCCGUCCGAAGGAGUAGUAGGGGGCUCGACUUCGAUGCGUGAACUCCGCGUACCACGUGGGAUGCGGAAAAAUGCCGGCCAGUUUAUUGGAAUUCACUUUGUGUUACCGCACGCGGUUAGGCCGAUAAUGAUCGUUCGACUGGCGGUCGACUUGUGCCUACGGUCCCCUUUGAAGCGGCUCAUUUUCCACCAGCUCUCCUUUUCCGCCUUCUCUCAAUAGCGCGUAAUGAAUUGUAAUACAAUGCCCGAAUUAUCGGUAUGUGGAUCGAUCGAUAGAUCCGAUUAUGUCGGGGAAAGGCGAGAAUAGGCGGUGUGGAUUUUCCUCGAUUCUUUCGAGGUUAGUCGGUACGCGUGUAAUCGAUACCGAUUAUGCUGGUCCUAUGUGGGUGAUGUGUAUUCUAACUCAUUGAUACGUUCACGAAAGGAAUUAAAAAUUAUAGAAUCUGUAUGUAUUUUAAUUUUAAUUUUGAAUUUAUAAAGUUUUCAAAGACUUUUUCAGCGAAAUUCCACGCUCGAAAUAUCCACAAGAAAUCACCACCAACUAUCGUAAACAAAAUCGCAUGCACACGUUCCUCGUUCCACGUACCGUGACGAUAACUUGCGAGCUAUCAGAGAGGCAUCGUUGCGUCAUUCGGGCAGAGAUGAUCGUCCAAUUACUUUAUAAACAGUACAUAAACUGUUAGCGCAGAAAACCUCUCGCCAAAGAUUCAUCUCACGACUCGACUCGUGGUUACUUUCUAACGAACGAUAGAAUUAACGCGAGCACGAAGGAACACGCCGUUCUGAUCCUCUGAUUUUAUGCCGGGUUAUCGAUCCUGGAACGAUGCUGGGCUACGCGGGUGCACAUGGUACGACAAUGAGUCUACACGGCGGCCCACGCGAGCGCGACCGUGCUUUCGCAACGCUGCCGAUAAUAAGGAUAAUAACUCGAUUUUAUUGCCCACCUUUGCCCUUCCCUUACUCUCUUUUCUCUCUAGGAAGACAUUUUCUAUCGACGCCGACCCUCCUCGCACAAUGCGCUCUCUUGUCGUUCCACUUAUCUCAUAAUAUACCGUGGCAUCGGUAAAUGCAACCCCAAGAUUCAAUAUCGGGUAAUGAGGCUAUGGGAAUCGGAGUAACGAAAUUCGAUUCGUCACGGUUGCUCUCGAGAUCUUUUUUUUACCGUAUACGGUUUUUAAUUAAUAGGAGAGCGAAAUUACCUUCCCUUUUUAUCUUUUUUACACGUAAUCUCGUGGAAUAAUAAGUAAAAAAAAUAUACAGGGAAUCUUGGCUAGUAUUAUCGUUUUGGUAUCGUUCAUAUCGGGUAUAAUAUGACAAGAAAGAAAUUUGUCAAGAAGAUUGUUUCAUCUUAUUGUACAAAAUAUUAUACUUACGUUUUCCUGUGUAACGGGAGUGUCCACAGUGUACAUGGCAUUUCAGUAAAACGAGUUCAAUGGAAGUUUCUUUGGCGAGCACGAGAAACUUAAUGGUCUUGUUCAAAGUUGUAAACGAACAUUGUGUAAAUUCAACAACUGUUUCAUUGAUCACCACCUACGCUUCAUAAUUUCUUUUUCAACUGAUAGCCAGUUCAAUUUACAAUAUAUACCGACACGAUACAACUCCGUUUCUCGCUAGUCGAUAUUUAAAUCUUGUAUGUUCGAAAACUACACCUUCUGAAAUUGUAUCUAACGAUUUACAUAAGAUGUUGUAGCUUACUGUUUACUAAAUGUAAUGUAAAUUCUUACUUGGUCAAAUAAUAAUUAACGAAUUUACGAACCAUCGCGUUUGUUCAAUAAAUUUACCUAAAAAUCCGUGAUAAUUUGGAUAUACGAUCACAAUUCGUCGAAUUCUCAAUUAAAUUAUCUAAUCCUCGGCAUCGAAAUGAAUCGAAUUUGAAAAGAGUAAUUUGAAAGGCUACUUCAAGGAUUGGAGUACCGUGCAUGAAUAUUUUGUUAUUGUCGCCAACACGAGGAAUGCUCGAGCACGCGUGGAAAGCAUCGAGGUGAAACCUGGAUGCACCGAAAAGGGUCAAAUAAGCGGCGCGCGUCACACGCCAGCAUUUACGAUGACCUAACAAUGCAUUCUGUUACGGGCAAAGAGAGGCGUAAAUAUGCUGGCUGCAUAAACGACCGAGGCACACGGCACGCUCGUCCAUGCAAACUCGACCUCGAUUUUUCACCGACACGACGAACUUGCAUCAUCGUAAAACAUUUCCCGGCGUGACACUUUAUAGUGCACUCAAUCCGCGUUAAGUUUCGCGAGAUUUCCUCGAGAUAGUUGAACGCCUCCUAUCUGGAUAUCGAUGAAGUUGCCACCAGGAUUGAAAACUAAAAAUAGCACGUUCGAUUUCUUGAUCGUAUUCUUGCGUUCCUUUGAUUUCUGCAACAUUUAUUCUUUUCUACGAAUUAUUACGAUUUACCUUUAGCUCGAGAAAUCGUUUAAAAUACACGGAUUUGUGAAAUAAUUGUUGCACAAGGAAAAUGAUAUUCCUCUUUAGAAAUGUUUGGAUUUUAAUUCUCAACUGAUAUCUCAUAGGUAUAUCUACGGUAGUUGAGAUUAGGUUUAUUAAUAUCGUCUUAAAGUUGCAUUAAACAAUAAGUAACAAUAAUACGAUGCCAUAGGCGGAAUCUGUUUAAUGUUAUCCUACGAUAGCGAUCCAUUAGCAUUAAUGAUUCACGAUUUUACGGUAAACUUGCGAAGUUAGCAUUAUCGCAAACCCUGCGGCGCAUAUAUAGUUUGCGAAGUUGAAACUAACAAGCUAUUGCUUUCCUGUAUAUUUAUCCUUCUCCUUAUUCUUUUUAACCUAUCCUCUAUCUUUUUUUUUAUCAACACAAAUUUCUCAAUGUAAUAAUCUCAAUCAAUACUGAUAUUGUUUUUUUAUCGAUCUAUCGACAUUAAUGAAAUUAUUCAAGUACAGUCCUGACACGAUCUAUCAAAUCUUCCCUCAAAAUUAUUCGAAAGUUCGAAUUCCAAAAAUUUUACAAAAUUAUCCCUUUCUCUUUGAUCUCAUCUUCGCACGAAAGAACGUCACUUUUAAGAAACCGUCGUUUUUCCGCAAACCAGAUCCUCCAAAACAACAAAUAACCAGUAUCCCAAAAUCGACUUCCGUAGGUGUGAACGCGUUUCUCGAGGCAAGUGCUCGCUGACGAGGUGGACAGAGCGUGGAAAAAAGAAAGAAAACGGGCUCGUGCAACCGUGAAACGCGAUACACUGUCGAUAGCCGGCCAGAUAUCGAUCUCUUACAUUGUGAGGUGAAAGAACGAUCCCACUAGCGAAGCGUGAAACGCGUUUGAACCGUGUGGAGCGUGGGUGUCCACUUCCUCGGUGGCGAAGUCGGCGCGAGACCGGUGAAACCACGAACGGAUACCAGGGUCCGAUGAACAUCGAAAAAAAAAAAAAAACGUUAAUUCGGUGUCUGAUUCUUGGAUUAUUCAUCUAUCGACGUUCGUUAAGCCGCCUCGUUCUUGUUCCUACAUAAUUGAUUCCAUUGGAUCCGCGCGAGUGAUCGUAGAUCGCCUCUGGCUGCUGCCUCGGCUGCUGUCCACGCUCCUUUUCUUUGUAUUUGUCGUGGUCUACUUGUGAACAUUGAUUUGUUGCCGUGUCGCUUUUAGGAAAUUGGAUGAAUUAUUAGGUGGGUUAUUAGGACGGUGAUUUGUUGGGUCGAACAUGGGCUUGGCCUGGGACGCUUGGAAUUUCGAUGACAUUUGUUACGGGCAAAAGUAGAAAUCUAUUUAUCUAUUUAUACACGUGAGAAGUAGCAAGAUUUUCGAGUUCGUGCUCCUUGUCUUCUAUACCUACCGUUUCAUUCAUUGUAUAUCCUUCUCCAUAUAAUUUACACGAUGUAAAUUCGAUUGAAAUUUGAACAAGUAUUAGUUAUGCGACGAAUCUUUUGUAAUUUAGUGAAAUAUAAUGAUUCUACAAUACGAAUUUCGGUUAAUAUUUUCGAUCAAGAUCAAGAAUCGAAGAUCGUAUAAAAAAAGAAAAGAGAGAAAAAUACACGUAACGAAAUAUUUUACUCGAAAUUUCUUCACACGCGUUCUCUUCUUUGCAAUUCUUAAGCGCGAACGUGUUAAUCACUCUCUCGUAAACCGUUUCUUCUUCAAAAAUUUCUCGUUCGAUUCCCAAUGGAUCUCAGCAUCGACGUACAUGGUAAAAAAUAAUCUCUCGUUUUCUCCAAUCGUAUAUCCGACUUUUACCGAUCCAAAAGCGUCCACUUGACACCGUUAAAUUUCCGUGAAACGCCCAUCCGUUCCAGUGAUCGAUGCACGAGAGCCGUUUUGAUCGUUGGCCAACCCGACGUUUUCUAAAAGAAUUGCGAGAAUCGAGGUAGAAGCGCGAGAUUACAUCGCGACAAAUCGCGGUGGCCGCUUGUCGGGUUGCGACACACGGAGUGCACGCCUAGCCUCGAGUCCAAUGGUCGAUUAAAAGCAGAUUUGUUGGGGUUCCACGCGUGCUCUGCCUGUUUCGGGCGAAAACGAUUAAAGGUUGCCGCGGUUCUCUCUCUCUGCACGAAAACACGCGAAGCUCGCACAUUUAUUUCGUUCCCCUGAAACCGUUUUCCGCGAGAAAGAUACGUCCGCUCGACCCGCUUCGCUUUCACCGUUGACUAACAUUGUUUGUAAUUGCUCAAAUUACCGCUCGCGACAGUUCCAAGUUCCAGUUACAGUUGCCUAACGUCGAUCACCCUUGGGUAUUCACCCCAUUUUCCGAUCUCUCUUUCGCGGAUUCGUAGAUUGAUGGGGCCCGUUCGAUUUCUGAUGUAAACCUAUUAAUUUUAGAAGAGAAUUUCUCUUUUAUGGUAUGUUCCGUGCUUUUCUUUCCAACGAUUGGACUUUUUCAUUCGAUGUUGCAAUAAAAGUUGCGAUGAUAUAAAUUUGUUGAAUUACUUAUGAUUGGAACAACGGGAAGUGUAAAAAGUAAUUGACGGAAUAUCUUUUCUAAAUAUUAACCUUUUCUUAACCAACUUGUUUAAUAUAGUGAUUCAUUCAAUAAUUAUAUUAAGAACGUAUAAAUUAUCCAAUAAAAAGAAAAAAAGUCUAGGUUUCGCACGCAAUUUCACAGCUGAGCGAUAAAUAUAAUUGCGACAAAAUCACCGUAAUAAAUUAGUAUAAUAUAGAGGAGAUUGAAGGUGAAUAAAACCAAUCUAUCAUAUCUAUUAAACAGAAAAAAAAUGGCCUUAAAAGCAUAAUUCCGCAAGGUAAUCUUUGCACAAUCUUAAAAACAGGCUGAACAGGCUCAUACAUCUUUCAAUCCCAUAGCACACGAUAACAUCGUAACGUUCAGAUCGCUACAAUUCAUCUAUAACAUUGUACCUCGGGCGACGAACGAGUUUUGCACCAGGUUUCAAACACAACCGGGGAGAACCAGAACCUAACGCCAAUUAUCACGUAACGCGAGCACGUAAUACGCAGACACGUGGAACGUCUCGCGAUAGCGUACAUCAAGAUCACCGGUUCUCCGCAUCGCAAUUAGAAAGAAAUUGAUUCUGUUUGCAACGGCCUUGGCUGUUUCUCAAGGUAGUCACCCCGAUAUUUCGAGGAGAUUGCAGGUAGUCGUGGCCCGAGGCAGCACGCUGGCGCCUGGCCGGCGUUUCCUGGCCUGUCAUUACCAUACGCACUCAUCCGUUGCACGCACGAUCGUGCGUGAGCACGUGCACGCGUGGGAGUCGGGCCAAACGACGUCCAACAGUCUCGUGAGUUUUCGCGGGAAACUCGACAGCGCGUGCUCGCCAAUAUGGCGGACCGUUUUUCGAUUAUUCUCACUUCGAAUUUUUGACUCGAGAGAAAUACGCUUUUAUCGGAUUUUCAUUUCACGUUGAGAGUUUUUUUAGGUAUAAUUAGAAGGAACUUUCUUUUUGGUCACUUUGAUAUCGAUUGAUUAUGACGAGGCAAAUUAAUUUUUUAUACUUUUUUAUUGUGCGAGAUGUUGCAAGGAAUUUGUGAUUUCCAAUAUGGCGGAUCGUUUUUUGAUAGCUUUCACUUCGAGUUUUUAGUUCUUAUUGGAUUUUCAUUUUGAAAGGUUUUUGGAUGUGGUUGGAAGGAAUUUUUUUAGUUUUAUUUUUAUUUUGCUCUUCUUCGUAAAUCCUUAUUAGAUUUUAUUAAUUUGAUAUAAAGAAUUACUUUUUUCUACGUUUAUGAGAUUUCUUUCUUAUUAAAUAUGCUAUUCAUGGAUUGUAAUAGAUCAUUUAAUUUUGGAAUAUCUUUAAAUUACUAUCUUUCAAUAGAUAUUCAAAUCCUUCUCUCCUCUAUAAAACUCUUUAUUAUCUUAUAUAAUUUACAUUACUUUUAUUCACAAUAUUCCUCAGUAUUCACGGCAUUUUACAAUAUUCUACGUUUCAUUAUCCUUUAUAUUUAUUCAUUCGAGGGAACAUGCUUUCUCUCAAUUGAACAAAUACUCCGUAAAAACGUUCUCUUCUACAACGAAUCCGCAAGAAGAUCGAUAAACUAGAGUCAAUGAUAAAUUUCGAUGCAAGAAAUCUCUCGAUCUUCUCCAGCGGAGACACCGUUACGAGUUACGCAAACUCGCGUCGCGCACACGGGAUUCUUUCUCGUUUCGCGAGUUUUCACUCGAAGAAAUAACACCAAUAAUCAUUUGUACGUCUCCAUUAGGGGCUCCAUGUGUCCAUCGAUGAAAACUCGCGCCGGGUUGGAAUGCCGUGAACGCGUGAAACCGACAGCCAGCAAUUUACCAAGCGUUUUUUUCUUCUUCUUCUUCUUCUUUUUUUUCAAGCUUCCCGAACAAUGGCAGCCGCGUCUCUUUAUUGCCGAUGAGUAUGCAUUGGCUGCGGUCAAACCUCGUCACCGUGUGUGAAACUCGUCGCGAUUAUUUGUGGAUUUAUUUUCAAAGACGGGAGAGAAGACGGUGUUGGUUGGUCCAUGGUAUUCGUGGCGAAUAAGUGUACUGGACACGGUUGUCGGGAAGCAAUGCCAUCCUCGGCCUUUCACCGCGUUACCGAUGCACCUGAACGCAGGUGCAUCGACUCGGGGUGUAGGAAGAGGCUAAGAGGUGCAUCGCGAUGGCCCUGAUUUCGAAUUAUUUGUUAAUGCCGGUAUAUCAAAUUUCGCAAGAGUUGCUCACAAUUCCAGAUGUGUCAUAAAAGAAAGAUAAAAGAUGUUAAUUUUAGAAAGUGUUUUUUUAAAUAAUUCUUUCAAUUUAUAUAUUUCAAUGCUAAUUCAUCUUCAGAAUAAUUUUAUCAAAUAAAAAAAUUUUGAUCUCGUUUAUCUAUACGUUUUUAAUUAUAUAUACUGUACGUAUAUCUUUUUUGAAAAUAUAUAUUAUUCGCAUUAUUGUACAUUUAUUCUCAUUAAUUGGAAUCAUUUGUCAAUUUUGGAAUGGAAGAGCAUCGCUAAAAAUGAUCCUGAACGUUAAAAUUUAUUUUCAGAUAAAAUUCCCCUAUAUACACGUAUUCGUCCCUCGAUACCGACUUAUCGCAUUAGUCCAGCUGACGAAUCCCCGACAGCUCGAGCAGCAUAACGAUGCUAUCUCGAGCACGAUUUCAACGAGCAUGGCCCAUUAAGCGGGACAGCCGGUGUGGUGUCUAACGGAAGCGUGUCAAUCAGCUAAGGCCUCGCAGCAUCGUGUGUACCCGCGAUCUAUCGACACGUUUCUCGAUCGUGCGAAUCGUCGCGCGAGCCGACGACACGAGGCUCUCGAGUGCCGGAAGGCCGUACGCGGCAGCCUCAUCAUGGAGGACUUGAGAAAUAGACACAUUACGGCGUGUAACUCGGACUGGACUGGCUGUCAUUAGCCGCGUCAUCCCGUGGAAUGUCUAUACGUGAAUCGAGACCAUCCUGCUUACGUUUGGCCUUGAAUUUAUCGAAGUGAACGAGACGAGUCGGUCGAGGGAAAGAGGGGAAUAAGAAGAAUGGCAGUUCGGUAAAGGGAGAAGAGACACGCGAUCUUGUGAAAUGAUUCGAUUCUCCAAGACUUUCGAAAAUCAUCACAGGGAAGACUGGGAUCGAGAUACUUCGGGCUGAUGUUAUCAAUCAUGGAAGAGAUACAUGGAUGAUUAAUGAAGAUACCUCUACUACCUUUUCACAGUUCAAGUGGACAAUAUCGUAUAAUUUAUUUAGAUUUUAAAUAGAAGAAUCACAAUUGUAUGUAGUAUUCUUGUAUAAAUAUAUUUAUAGUAAUAUAAUGUACACGAAAGUUUGUAAUAUAUUGUUUAAUAAAUGAUAUGUUUAACAA
Molecule: messenger RNA, 17113 nt
Organism: Apis cerana (Asiatic honeybee)
Lineage: Eukaryota; Metazoa; Arthropoda; Insecta; Hymenoptera; Apidae
Product: serine-enriched protein
Molecular function (GO): protein binding
Source: RefSeq, a predicted model, not a curated record